UGAUUAGAUUAUUGGCAAUGGCAGUUCUGAUUUGACACAUUAUUCUGUUGACUUACAGUAUUUGUUACCACCUAACCUAACUUCUGUAGCUAGUAAACUGCGGUUUUCGCAUAUUUUAUAAGAAUGUCUCUGGCCGACGAAUUAUUAGCUGAUCUAGAAGAAAACGAUCAUGAUGAUUUUACAGAGACAAUGGAUGAAGAUACUGAAGUAGAGAAAAAUGAAGAAAUGCCAAAUAUAAAUGAUGUUAUUAUGGAACAAGAUAUCACACAGAUAAACUCAGUCAGAGAACUCUGUAAGUUGAGAGAUUCAGAAAAGCUUACCAGUAUUAUGUCCCAAAUAGAAGGUUUCGGUACCAAUGUUAGGAGAGCUGUAGAUAUAGUGGGGCCAGUAAAAGCUGACCGAGAGUAUCAACUGAUUGUGGAAGCCAACAAUCUUGCUCAAGAAAUAGACAGUGAAAUUGUGACUGUACAUAAGUUUGUUCGAGACAAAUACCAGAAACGGUUUCCGGAACUUGAUUCUUUAGUUGUUAGUCCAUUAGAAUAUCUAAGAACAGUGAAAGAACUGGGAAACGAUUUGGAUCAAGCCAAAAAUAAUGAAAUAUUGCAACAGUUUUUGACUCAGGCAACCAUUAUGGUUGUGUCUGUAACUGCUUCUACAACACAAGGAACCUUGCUUUCCAAGUUUGAGAAAGAACAAAUUGAUGAAGCCUGUAACAUGGCAAUGGAAUUGAACAAUUUCAAACUGAGGAUAUAUGAGUAUGUGGAAAGCCGAAUGGCAUUCAUGGCUCCAAACAUAACUGUUAUUCUUGGUGCUUCGAUAGCUGCUAAAAUUUUGGGCGUUGCUGGAGGUUUGACCAGGCUAUCCAAAAUUCCUGCCUGUAAUGUACUACUUCUAGGAGAGGAGAAAAAAUCUCUUUCUGGUUUUUCUCAGUCGACAAUGUUGCCUCAUACAGGUUUUAUCUAUUAUUCUGAUAUUGUUCAGAAUACUCCACCAGAUUUGAGAAGAAAGGCUGCGAGAUUAGUAGCCUCAAAAUGUACCCUGGCAGGACGAGUUGAUGCUUGCCAUCAGAGUGCUGACGGUAGAAUAGGGAGGCAGCUACGGGAUGAAAUUGAACGAAAAUUAGACAAACUUCAGGAACCUCCACCGGUAAAAUUUGUCAAACCCCUUCCCAAACCUAUAGACCAGUCAAAAAAGAAGAGGGGAGGAAAGAGAGUAAGAAAAAUGAAGGAGAGGUAUGCGCUAACAGAAUUUAGAAAGCACGCCAAUAGACUAAACUUCGCAGAUAUUGAAGAUGAUGCUUAUCAAGAAGACUUAGGCUACUCAAGAGGAACAAUUGGCAAAGCAGGAACUGGAAGGAUAAGGUUGCCCCAAGUUGACGAAAAAACCAAAGUUAGAAUAUCCAAAACUCUACAGAAAAAUCUACAAAAACAGCAAAUUUAUGGUGGAAGUUCCACUGUGAAAAAACAAAUAUCUGGUACUGCUUCUAGUGUCGCAUUUACUCCCCUCCAAGGACUGGAAAUUGUCAAUCCACAAGCAGCCGAGGUUAAAGUGAACGAACUGAGUGCUAAGUAUUUUUCAAACACAUCAGGAUUUUUGAAAUUGGAUAAAAAAUAAGUUGUAUAGAUUCAAAAUUAAAAAACUUUUUUCAUAUUUUUGUAUAUUCUGCACCUAAUUAUAGUUUAUAUUGCUAGUCAA
Molecule: messenger RNA, 1695 nt
Organism: Leptinotarsa decemlineata (Colorado potato beetle)
Lineage: Eukaryota; Metazoa; Arthropoda; Insecta; Coleoptera; Chrysomelidae
Gene: Prp31
Product: Pre-mRNA processing factor 31
Biological process (GO): mRNA splicing, via spliceosome; spliceosomal tri-snRNP complex assembly
Cellular component (GO): precatalytic spliceosome; U4 snRNP; U4/U6 x U5 tri-snRNP complex
Source: RefSeq, a predicted model, not a curated record